AUAAAAUAUUCAAAAAUAAAAAGGCAAGAUGGAAAUUUAAAGUAGCAAAACCACAACAUACUUUUAAAUAUAUCAGUACGUCAUAACGAGUGAUAAAUUUGAUGAACACAUACUUAUAGAGAUAUUUUCUUUUAUCAGUAGUAUUUACGUACCGGUUCUGUAGGGGACGGUUGUGUUUAUCGCGCAAUUCCAAUUAAAUUUGUUUGGUACAGUAGUGUGUUUUGUUUUCGGUGCACUGAAACUUGAUUUUUUUAAAAGUGUUACAGUGAUCUUUUGUGUUAUAACGUAUGUUAUAUUUGUUAGAAAACAUUGUAUGUGUAAAUAAUAAUGAACUUAUCGUUUGCGGGUUGUGGUUUUCUUGGCAUAUAUCAUGUUGGAGUAUCAGUUUGUCUUAAAAAGUAUGCACCGCAUUUGCUGUUAGGGAAUAUAUCAGGUGCUUCUUUUGGAGCAGUGUCUGCUUGCUGUUUGCUCUGUGAUCUGCCGAUAGGGGAAAUUACAAGUGAUGUCUUGAGGAUAGUUGGUGAAGCGAGGGCUGGCUCCCUUGGGCCUUUCAGUCCAUCAUUUAACAUUCAAAAUGUACUCCUGGAGAGCAUGGAGCGAUACUUACCCACUGACGCUCACAAAAUCGUUAGUGGGAAACUUCAUAUCUCACUCACGAGAGUCUAUGAUGGGAAGAAUGUUAUAGUAUCGAAAUUUGCGACUCGGGAAGACUUACUACAGGCGUUGCUAGCAUCAUGUUUCGUGCCAGUAUUCUCUGGGAUGCUUCCGCCAAAGUUCCAUGGGAACCGGUACAUGGAUGGAGGUUUUAGUGACAAUCUGCCUGUCUUGGACGAAAAUACCAUUACUGUUAGCCCAUUUUGUGGUGAAAGUGAUAUCUGCCCGAGGGAUUUGAGUUCGCAACUAUUUCAUGUAAACUUAGCAAAUACGAGUAUAGAACUAUCUAAGCAGAACAUGAACCGUUUCGCCCGCAUUCUAUUUCCUCCUAAACCAGAGGUACUGAGCAAUAUGUGCAAACAAGGAUUCGACGAUGCACUGCGAUUCUUACAUAGGAAUAAUAUGAUUACAUGCACUCGAUGUUUAGCCGUACAGUCAACAUAUCAAUUGCAAGAUGUCUUAGAUGACACUUCCUUCGAAUAUGACCCAGACUGCGAAGAAUGCAAAACACAUCGAGAGGACGCCCUAGUAGAUGACCUACCAGAUACGGUGAUGACGAUAUUCCAAAACGCGAUAGAUUCCGCCAACAACGGCCUUGUCAAUUGGGUGAUGCAGCAACGCGGCAUGCGCGCCGUCUCACUGCUAACGUUGCCUUACCGCGUGCCCGUUGACGUCAUGUAUGCUACAUUUACCAAGUUCGUAGCAUGCACUCCGAAGAUGAGCAAGUCACUGUGGAAACUGAGUUGGCGUCUCAUCAGACAAUUGCACGGGUUUUUAUAUUCCGCCCAUGAUCGUUCAGAAGCCGCCAGAGUGUAUUACAAGUUGACAAUGGAUAAAGAUGAACACCGAUUGGAUAAAAGACGUGCGAGCCAAGUGUGCAUAACAUAUGGGGACCGAGAUGUACUCCCUGAGGCAGACACAUUUGAACACAUUCUUAACGUAACCAACCACAACGAUGCGUUAUUGGCCUAUUACUACCUUGACAGUGAUAAUAAGAUGAAAAUGACAGAGAUCUAUGACGUAACUGAUGCGGACACAGAUGCCGUGCAGUCGCCGGAUGAACGAGAUCUCAACAAACAACUCGAGUUUGACAACGAUUGGUCUGGCGACUUUUUGGCUGAAGAAGUGGAAGAUAUAGAAAUAGAAGAAUUAGAGAGAAGUAUAUUUUCUGAAACGGAAAGUGAGUGGCGAUCGAAUAUGGAUGAAUCCGAACACGAAUCGGAUCAACCGGAAUCCGAUAGACCAAUAUUGGAACAGAUAGAUUGCGAAAGGUUAGCUAAAACGGUGAACAAGCGGGCAGUGAUCUUGACUAACUUCAUGCUGAGCAAUCUAGUAGAGGCGACGUCACAACUUCUAUCAAACACGACGCUAUUGACGUCAUUUCUACUCGAGGGUCUCCCUUUGAAAAUACCAUAUUUAAAUCCUAUUUGCGAGGCGUUACUAGCCAACAAUACACUCCAGCAUCUUUAUCUUCCUCGAUGUUUGAUCGGCGACGCAGGUUGCCUAGCAAUAUGUAAGGCGAUUCGAAGUUUGCCAAACAUUCUCACUCUUGACCUUAGCGGCUGCGAACUUACACCACUGGCUGCCGGAUAUAUUGCUGAUUUAGUUAAGUACCAAAAAAUUCACCGCUAUAGUGAGAAUUGGGUUCAUACUUUGCGGUAUCGUUUACCUGAACUCGACACGAUGGCUGGACUACGACGGAUCACGGUAAAUAGUAACCCUCUUGGAGACCAGGGUGUAAGAAAACUGUUGGAUGUGUUAGCUGAUGACCUAUGGAUUAAAGCAUUUGAUGUCCAAAACUGUGGUCUAUCAGACGACUGUGCAGCUAUGGCGUUACAAACUAUGAGUUCUAAUACAACCCUCGUGGUUUUGGACAUGAGGCAUAACGCUAUUGCUAGUGAGUUCCUCUCAAAGAUACGAGCUGCUCUGAGAGAAAAUGAAAGAGGCGCUGGAGGAAUGUAUUCCUGGCUUAGUGUAAGUGGAAGUUCAACAGACGCUAGAUCGGUGAAAAAUGUAGUUACCAAAAAUGGAAUAAUCAAAGACCGAGUCGCGUCUAAUGUCAGAAAUGCGCCAAACAAAUACACGAACAAAAACAGUGCAGUAAAGAAAGAGAAAGAUUACUCGGAAGUGCUGGAGGAACAGCUCCAAGAGGAGAUAUCUCAUCGACAACAGCUAGAGGAGCUAAACUUGCAGCUGGUAGAACAGAUGAAACAAAUGAAGCGGCAGCAGAUGCAGCUGUGGGCCAAUAACACGUCAUCGGGUUCGGAACAAUCAUUCCAAGCAAGCUCGCACUCCGGAGACCUCUCCAGUAGCACGGAGUCAUCUAGUUCAGUUCCGAUAGACCAGAACACGCUGUCCUACAUUCAGCAGGCCUUUAAGGAUAUUUACGCCUUUAUCAAGAAUAAUCAAUGUCACGGUCAAUGCGAAGAAAAGUUAAAAAAAGAAGAAUCAUCGCCGUCAGAAUCUCCCGUGUCAGAUCGGGAUACUGAAUUGCGUAUCAACAUCGGGCCGAAACGAGCACAGAGCACACAUAUAAAGCUUCUAGAAAAUCACACCAGGAAUAAAACAACGAAAUCGGCGCACUUACUGGGCGACGGAUUUAGAGAUUCUGCUGAAGUGAAACCGGAGAUGUUUGAAAGGCAAAUGGGAGACACGAUGAAUUCAAACUAUGAGUGCAAGAAGAAAAUCCUUGACGAUAUUCCUACAGGCCAGAGAGACAAGAAAAAGGGAAAAUAUGAAUCAAGUCCGUCUAGUUCCGGCGUCAGUGAUUCGUCCGAUACGCUUGUAUGUUCACCGCACGCCACAUCACUAAACCCACGAGAUGCACUUUACUCCUCAUCAGAUGAAGAUUAAAACGGGAAACUUUAUAUGUUUGUUAAAUAUUUUGUAAAGAUUAAAUUUGUUUAUUUAUA
Molecule: messenger RNA, 3566 nt
Organism: Pieris rapae (cabbage white)
Lineage: Eukaryota; Metazoa; Arthropoda; Insecta; Lepidoptera; Pieridae
Gene: bmm
Exons: 21
Coding region: 328-3507 (1059 amino acids)
Biological process (GO): triglyceride catabolic process; lipid homeostasis
Cellular component (GO): cytoplasm; lipid droplet; membrane
Molecular function (GO): triacylglycerol lipase activity; protein binding
Source: RefSeq, a predicted model, not a curated record